AUGCACAGCGCAACCGGGACUGAUUAUGACUGGGGUCGAACCACAAUCCUGAUGCUAUUAGAUGCAUCGCGCAGAUCCUCGAUCAAACAUGCUUCUCAGAUUCAUUUUAACUCUGACGGCGACAGCAUUCGAUUCACUGUCUACUUGACACACCACGUUACUAUUGCAAUGUCCGCAUCCGAACUUCUCCGUCAAUCCAUGCAAAAUCUAAGGGUUCAACCCGAAGUGAAGUCGAGCCUACCGCCCCUCGUACCACUCAAACGCCCGUCUCGCCCACAUCCGCUACAAUUUUCCUAUCCACCCAGACACCAUCGCACGCAAUUCUACGGAUUCUGGAUCAACGAACAGUGGCUCAUUGAGCUCGGAAAAAACAUCCAAGAUCCCGAGGAUCGUGUCCGGCCUCCUAAAGAACGUGAUUUCUGGUUUAGAGGAUUCUCCCACAUCUGCUGGGCUGUCAGAAUUGAUCCUCUGACUGUCGAGCUCUGCCUUCAGCCUAGCCAGGAUGGCGCCCCUCCCGAGUAUGUGGAUGCCGAGGGAGAGGUGUUUGUCUUGUCGGUGUGUUCUGAUAACGAGGAGGACGAGCCGGUCAUCCCUUUCCAGGAGCAGGUUGACUAUCUGGCGAAUAUUUUGGGUAGGCAGCCACGGUGGUGGGUCAGUGUCUGGCCAGAAUGUUAAGAAUGUAUUGGCAUUCAGUCACCGCUAUUGAUCAAUAUGUACAUAAUUAUCAUAUGGGAUACUAUCCCUACGUCGCUUCUAGCCACUUACAAUGAACUACAAUACAACCAGAAACGACACCAACACGUAGGACGCGUUGCGUCACGCCGUGUGCCCCAUGCUGAUGCUCGU
Suillus paluster is the source of this 846-nucleotide messenger RNA. RefSeq lists its product as uncharacterized. Bases 1 to 675 code for a protein of 224 amino acids. The record is from RefSeq and is a predicted model, not a curated record. NCBI's taxonomy places the organism in Eukaryota, Fungi, Basidiomycota, Agaricomycetes, Boletales, Suillaceae. The transcript is spliced from 3 exons.